CCAACAGGACUCGAAUGCUUCAGCAACGUAUGUCGAUCGCCAGCCAAUGUGGACGGUGAUUUUUUUCAAGACGACCAAUCAGCGGCGGUUACGUCUUACGAUAGCGAGUGAGUCGAACGGCCCGCCCUGACGUCGUCCAUUGAAGAAGAAGAGGGACGGUCUCAGCCUACCAUCCACAGAAGAAAUUCAAUCAUGACGACCAAACUUUGCAAGCUAUUUGUCGGCGGACUGAACGUGGAGACCACAGAAGAUGGCCUCCGCAAGUAUUUCGAGCAGUACGGGUCGCUCAGUGACUGCGUUGUGGUCAUGAACCAGCAACUCGGACGGUCCCGCUGUUUCGGCUUUAUCACCUACUCGACACCGGAGGAGGCCGACGCAGCAAUGGCGGCUAAGCCACAUGUCGUCGAAGGCAACAACGUGGAACUGAAAAGGGCUAUAGCUCGAGAAGACGCCAACAACCCGGACAUCCUCGCCAAUGUCAAGAAAAUUUUCGUCGGCGGCGUGAAAGACCACAUUGAGCCGGACAACCUGACCGAGUAUUUCUCCCAGUUCGGCGUGGUGGAGAAGGCCGAGAUCAUCUCUGACAAGCAGACCGGCAGGAAGAGAGGCUUCGGCUUUGUCUUCUUCGAGGACACAGACUCCGCCACCAAAGCCGUGCUGACCAAAUACCAUACCAUCAACGGGAACAAGGUGGAGGUGAAGAAAGCUCUGACCAAGCAGGAGAUGUCCACCGGCGGCCGGGGAGGAAGGGGUCGAGGGAGAGGGAUGCAGAACUAUGGCGGCGGAAGAGGAGGUGGCGGCUACGGAGGAGGCUACGGCGGCAAUUACGGAGGAGGCUACGGUUAUGGCGGGGGUUACAACGGUGGUGGAGGCUACGGGGGUUACGGGGGCUACGAAGAAUACGACAACCAGAUGGGGGCUGGGUACAGUAAUGGUGACUUUGGGGACGGCUACGGACAGCAGCACUCCAAUUAUGGUGCAGUGAAGGGGGGCAACUAUUCCUACAGGAGCGGGGCUCCUUACAACAGAGGCGGCGGCGGCGGUGGCUACGGCAGGGGUGGUGGAUUUGGCGGUGGCUAUUAGUGGCUCCCUCCAGUUUUGAGAUGUUCAUGGGGAAAAUCUGAUAACAACGAACUUGAAAUUACACACACGCACACGCACACACACAUGCACACACAUACACAUUACUCAAGCCCAGGUGGGGGUGAGGGGUCUUUGUUGAAUUCAGUUAAAGGAAGCAGUGCCCAUCACCCACAAGGAAUGAAUGAGACUGUCCUCUGGAUCAUGCCCGCCCCCACCCGGGACCCCAUCUGUCCUCUUAUUCCACAGAUUAUGGACUUUACUACUAAGAAUUGUGAAUUAUUGAAUUGUAAUUUUGUUAUGUUUCGGGAAAGACUUGUUUUGAACCAUUUGUAAAGCCGUAAUCGAUGUCAGUCACUGCUUCUCAACUCAGAAUUGAGUUUGUUUGUCUUGCAAACCAGCCAGAUGUGUCUGUUAUUUUUGCAUCAUGAACUCAGGGUUUUAAGUGAAGUUGUUGGCAGUGUCGGGCAGCAUGGGACUCGAUUGCUUGAGUUUCUUGAUCUUAAACACUCGUGACAAAGUAUUUUUGGAGAAAUGUCACGUACUGUUUGUUAACUGUACAUUGCUUUUUUUUUUUCUUUUUUUUUCCACCUCUCCCGUCCCAUUACAGGCUUUUGUUUAGAUUAAAAAUGUUUGAAAUUCAUGUGUUCAGUUCGCCCCUAUGUUGUAUCCUGCUUUUAUUAAAGUUUUUAAUGUUUUGAAAAUCUA
Molecule: messenger RNA, 1788 nt
Organism: Xiphias gladius (swordfish)
Lineage: Eukaryota; Metazoa; Chordata; Actinopteri; Istiophoriformes; Xiphiidae
Product: heterogeneous nuclear ribonucleoprotein A0-like
Exons: 1
Coding region: 193-1083 (296 amino acids)
Molecular function (GO): RNA binding
Source: RefSeq, a predicted model, not a curated record